GAGGAGGAGAGGGGCGGAUCAUUCCUGCUGGGAGGGGAGUACGACGAGGAGGAGUCAUCACACUCCUUCCAGGAGGCCCUAAGAGAGUGGAGGGGAAGGAGGAGAGAGGGAGGAGAGAGGAGACAGGGAGGUGAAGCUGUUUGGAGACCUGCGAAGGCCCAGCCAGGCUCAGUGGUGCGCGCGACCCAGGCUGAGCUGGGGGGGCCAGACAAAGUGGGCCUGACUGGGGUGGCUCCUAUAAGGGUGGAGUUCCAGCAGCACAGCCUCAGCUACCUGGACAGACUGCUGCUCAAGAAACACCGCAGAACACCAAUCGAAGCCUAUGAGCCGCUUUACCCUCCAGCCCUUUCCUCAACUGACACGCACAGCGAGGGGGAGAUGACACACAGCCUGACAGCUGAGGAGGUGGAGUUGAGGCGCUACUAUGCAUCGCUGUUCUCUGUGGUGUCCAGUCCGCAGCCCGAGGUAGACCCACCUGGAGCGUGUCUGAGCAUUCAGGAACUGGAUGAGACUCUUGGAGACGGUGUGGGUAAGGAGGUCUUUGUUGCUGAAGAGGAGGAAGACAAGCACACACAGUUUACUCUUCCUCCACUGGUCUUGAAGGAAGGUACCACUCAUCCCCCACAACUUGAACUCAAUGCAACACAGUCACUCCAACCCAUCCACUCAACCCCACAGUCACCCCAAGCCAUCCACUCAACCCCACGGUCUCCCCAAAACAUCCACUCAACACCAUGGUCACCCCAAGCACCCAGCCAGCCUACAGCACGGUUAAAACCCAAAGCGAGAGCGUCAGCAGUUCAGCUGUUACCACUACUGGGCGGCUCUCCAAGGAAACCGAAGACAUCCACCGAGACUCCACCCCCUGAGAUCCCCUCCGGCGCCCACCAGACGAGCCUGCUCCUCACAUCUCCAGGACUCCACUCCUCCGUCUCCUCACGCCAUUCCGACUCACCAUCCAUCUCUCCCUCCUCCUCUAACAACCUCCCCCCGUUCGCUGUCUCCUCCUCAUCUCCCCCCUCCCCCGCCCUGGCCUCCUCCCUGAGGUCAACCUUCACCUUCGCCCCUCCCAGCUCCCCGGCCCCCAAACGCUCGUCUCCGCUACCCAAAGGCUCCCGCUCCUCCCGGAUCAUACACCCCCCUCCCUCGGAGCUUCGUUCCCUCCCGGAUCGCGCACCUCCACCCUUCACGCCUUCCAAGCUGACCAGGCUGAAUGCAAACACUCCACAGUCACCUCCACCGUCACCUCCAGAUAGUUUGUCAUCAUUGAGGGCCAUGUCCACUCCAUUUAGGCACCUCCUUCUUUCUCCCAGCCCUUCCCUCUCUUCCUGUAGUCUUCCUGAGUGCACCCCUUCACCUCAGGACACACGGUGUAUAGUGUCUCCUCCACCUUCCCCCAGUCUCAACCUUUCCUCACCCAACCAGUUGUCCUUCAGGCUACAGUCACCAUCACCCUCCCUGUCAGGGUCAGAGGUCAAGCAGGAGAAAGUCCCUGAGACCUCCACAAGAAUAGGGUCAACACUCAUGCUGAUGUCAGACUCGGAGGAUGAAACAUCCAGCCACACCCUGGGGAUGACCCCCAGUGAGGAAGACUCCUCUUACGAGGAGGAGAUUAAGGCUUUGCGUGUUCUGGCUCAGAGUGUGGGGACCGGAUCAGAACGGUUCUGUGGUCUGGAAGGGUUCUUGACUCUGGGUCUGGACUUUGGUUCUGCCCAACCAAGCCCAAGCCUAGUACCUACACACACUGACCAGGACACACACCACAAUGCACACAGCCCGUUGGACCCACUCAGCACAGGGUCAGAUAGCUGGAGGCCCAGUAGCAGUUUAAGAGGCUACACUGAGGAUCACCUGUUCGGCAUGGUAAUGACCGACAGGCCCAGCCAGCCAAUCCAAUAUUGCGUAGCCACACCCACCAGGAGACAAGCUGUGUCAGCACGUGGACACCGUGGUGGGAUUGGUGGAGCCACGCCCAGGCCAGCCAGCUCCUUCUCUCGCUCGGGGUCUGCCCCCCCCCUUCGCCCCCCCCUUCGCCCCCUGUCCCGGGCGGCGCGGGAGAUCCAGGAGAUCAGUGGUGUGGAUGAGGAGGACUGGGGAGACCCCAAGCUGCUGGAUGAGGAUGCUGACUCGCUGGCUCUCAGCCGCCUGGAGGACGAGUUCAGACGCAUGGCUCCAGAACCAGGUCAGCCAACAUGGGUCCAGGAGAUCAAGGACGCAUCACUUCCUGGGGGAGGAUUUACAUUUGAGGGGCGGCACAAGAAAGGGGGUCCUGACAGGGCUGUGGUCAGUGAAUAUCAAUCAGACGAAGAAGCAGAGAUUAGGGACCAGUUGAGAGACCAGCAGAGUGUCCUGUCAUUACCCUAACACACACACUAUAGAACGCAGCAGCAUUCCUGUUUUAUAAAGUGUGUUUCUGACGAUAAAUUGUUUAUACUCUAAAACACAGAUUUGAUGUCAAUACAACUGCACUGAGUGAAUAUGAAUGUGAUUCAUUAUUUUGGAAUGCAAUGCCGGCCGUGCUAAUUUGUUGU
Messenger RNA from Hypomesus transpacificus, 2531 nucleotides. It is a transcript of the gene zbbx, whose product is annotated as zinc finger, B-box domain containing. The record is from RefSeq and is a predicted model, not a curated record. Bases 379 to 2364 code for a protein of 661 amino acids. The transcript has 12 exons. NCBI's taxonomy places the organism in Eukaryota, Metazoa, Chordata, Actinopteri, Osmeriformes, Osmeridae.